GACAAUCCGUUUUCCUUAACCAUCCUCUCUUCUUCUUCAAAAAAGUAGUAUUUUGAAUUUUUCCUGUCAAGAGUUUGAACUAAUAUUAGUUUUAAAUUGUCAUUGAAGUAUUUUUUUGAUAAUUUGGUGAUUUCUCAUACCCCCUUGGCUUUAUUCACCUAUAUCAAGAGUUUUAGGAGAAAGUCAGAUUGUUGGAUUCUUUCGGCUUUUUGUAUUAAUUUAUAAUCUCGAUUUGCCCUUAAAAGUCCGUCUCAAAUUGCUUGAUUCGAAGAUUUAAUCAAAUAACAACUUCGUGCAUCACGAUCUAAAAAAAGACUGCGAACGUUAUUUUCUUUCUUCAGAAUGAUCCCUUUUAGUGUACGGUCAAAUCUUUCUGCUUUGCAUUCUCUUACUUCCCGACAUUCCUGCCAUCGCAUAUCGAAAGCAUGCAAAAAUAUCUCUUAUCAACCAAUUCGACGUGCUUUUGUUUCUCAUGCUCUCAAUUCCAAGGCUAGCCAUCUUUUACAGAAUGAGAAUGCACCAAGACCCCAGCGUUUUCAGCGUUUCUUUCAUGCUUCCAAUGUCGCUCGUGAAAUGACGGAUCCUUACAAGACACUAGGCGUUCCCAAGACUGCUUCUCCGCGAGAGAUUAAGUCUGCCUACUACAAGUUAGCAAAAAAAUAUCAUCCGGAUGCAAACCCAGAUAAAAGCGCCCAGGAAAAGUUUGUAGAUAUUAAGCAAGCUUAUGAGCUUUUACAAGAUCCAGAAAAGAAAAAGGCUUUUGAUACGUAUGGCUCUGGUGCAUUCAAAAAUGGCGAAUUUACAGGUAAUGAUUUUGGAGGAUUUCAAAAUGGGUUUGAAUCAGCUUUCGGGUCUGGCUUCCCUGGUUUUAAUUUCGAAGACUUAUUUUCGUCUUUUACUGGAGGAGCAAGACGAGGCCGUCGUGCCAGCCCUUUUGAGGUAUACGUUGGUGAAGAUGCAGAAGUAAGUCUUAACAUCGACUUCAUGGAAGCUGUAAAUGGUGUCAAGAAGGAUGUCAUCUACUUAGUCUCUUCAACCUGUUCUAGUUGUCACGGUUCCGGUCUUCAAACUGGCGCCCAUCGCAGUACCUGCUUUGCCUGUAAGGGAAGCGGUCACCGUCUUCAUUUCAUCCCACCCUCCAUGCACAUGCAAUCCACUUGUGAUGUUUGUGGUGGAAGUGGUACCAUUAUCCCUUCUUCAUCUGCUUGUCGUUCUUGCAGCGGCUCUGGCGCUGUCCGUGAACGUAAGACUAUUUCAUUGGAUAUUCCUGCUGGCAUUGAUGACAGUACUGUAUUACGAGUUGUAGGUGCUGGAAACGAUGCUGCUACCGCCAAGGCUGCCCCAGAUGCUAAAUCCCGUCCUGGAGAUCUCUAUGCCACUAUUCGUGUACGCAAGCAUCAAUUUUUCAAGCGCCAAGGAAACAAUGUCUUAUAUACAGCCAAGGUCCCCAUGACUACCGCUGCUUUGGGAGGCACAAUUCGCAUUCCUACUUUGGCUGGUGAAGUGGACCUUCGUGUACCUCCUGGUACAGUUUCCGGUGAUCGCAUUACCAUGACUGGUAAAGGUAUUCGCAACGUUUCGGCUACUGCUCGUUAUGGAAACUUUUACGUCGAUUUUGAGGUCAGCGUUCCAAAGGCACUUUCACCUCACGAACGAAGCUUGUUGGAACAGCUAGCUGAUUCUCUUAAUGAUACUACAGCACGUAGAACUACUCCCCCCUCUUCAACCGAGGAUCAAUCCUCUGCAUCUUCUGAUUCACCAACUAAAGAUAAAUCUUCCGACACUUCAUCUGGUGAUUCUAAAUCGGACGGCUCAGUAGGAGGCUUCCUAAAACGGGCGUUCCGUCGUUUGCACCAUGAAGAUGGUAGCGACAGUCCCUCAAAAGACUCAAAGUAACCAGUCAGAAACACAAAAUCUACACUUUGAGUUAAUAGCUGGAAAGUCGUGAUGGCUUUUCUGUGGAUGUUUAAUGUCGAUGAAGGUUAUAUGAAUUUGUUUUGGUUAUAAAAUAUGUGCAUGGUGGUAAUUUUUUUUUACAAAAAAUUAGAUAGAUAAAUAACGAUUCAUUGUUUCUGCUAAGAAGAAUUAAAGAUACAGAAUAA
Messenger RNA from Schizosaccharomyces cryophilus OY26, 2102 nucleotides. Its product is annotated as DNAJ domain-containing protein Mdj1. Gene Ontology annotation, cellular component: cytoplasm. The record is from RefSeq and is a predicted model, not a curated record. The transcript has a single exon. Gene Ontology annotation, biological process: protein refolding; response to heat. NCBI's taxonomy places the organism in Eukaryota, Fungi, Ascomycota, Schizosaccharomycetes, Schizosaccharomycetales, Schizosaccharomycetaceae. Gene Ontology annotation, molecular function: heat shock protein binding; ATP binding. Bases 343 to 1896 code for a protein of 517 amino acids.